UGUGGUAUUUCUAUGACAAAUACAUACAGCAAUCUCGAAAAGUUCAGACAAUUAUGCAUUUAUAAUAGGUAUUUUUCUAUUACAAAACAGCGGCAACCCUGUUUCGCGGGGGAAAGGUUUUGCAUUAAAUUCUGUUACCGGUCCACGUAUACAUAUAUUUUAUAUUAAAGUGUGCUAUACUUUUCUUCAACAUGACUGAUGUUAAAGUACAUGAAUUUAAAGUCACCAUGACUUGUGAGGGCUGUUCGGGGGCUGUAGAAAGAGUUCUUGGAAAAUUAAAAGGUAAAGGAGUCGAGGACUUUAAUGUAAAUUUGGAAAAUCAAAAGGUACAAGUGAAGUCAUCUUUACCAGCAAACGAAAUCUUGGAGGUUAUUAAAAAAACCGGCAAGGAAACACAGCUUAUCUCAUCUGCAUAAAAAAUAUUCAGUUCAAAGAUUCCAUAUUAAUUUAACCAAAAUUAUGCUUAAUAAUAUAUAUUAUAUAUUUUAGAUAUACUUAAUUACAAAAUUCAGAAAAUUUAAGUGAAACUAACAUAUAAAUCGCAGCUAUUUUAUAUACAAUUAUUAAAUGUUUUGUUAAUUUAAUUGUUAUAUCAUUAAACUACAUAUUUAUGUUUAU
Anoplophora glabripennis (Asian longhorned beetle) is the source of this 618-nucleotide messenger RNA. It is a transcript of the gene Atox1, whose product is annotated as metal homeostasis factor ATX1. Lineage: Eukaryota; Metazoa; Arthropoda; Insecta; Coleoptera; Cerambycidae. Bases 192 to 416 code for a protein of 74 amino acids. Gene Ontology annotation, biological process: copper ion transport. The transcript is spliced from 4 exons. The record is from RefSeq and is a predicted model, not a curated record. Gene Ontology annotation, molecular function: metal ion binding; copper chaperone activity. Gene Ontology annotation, cellular component: cytosol.